UGCCAUGCCCUGGCGCCGGAGGCGCUGCUUUCCCCGGAGCCUGGCAGGGAUCCUGCUGUCCCGGGCGUGAGCGGAGCCCCGGGGUCCCCCGCGCUUCCAGGCCAUGCAGCGCCGGGCCGUGCAGCCCAGCCCCGGCCCCUGGGGACGGGCUCGGAGUCGCUAGGAGCCCAGCCCGCCGGUCUGGCAUGCGGGGUCCCCCCAGCCCUGGGGCUUAGCGGGGGGCGCCGCCAUGCGGGGUGCCCGGGAUGGGGGGCCGGCGCCGUGGCGGGCGCUGUGCCAGGACAGCCGGGACCCCGAGCGCCAGAAGCACUGGGCCGAGCUCUUCGACCAGCUGGACACCAACAAGGACGGGCGGGUGGACAUCAACGAGCUGCGGGAGGGCCUGGCGCGGAUGGGCAUGAAUGCCAGCUCCCAAGCUGAACAGGAGAUCCUGCGCGAGGGCGACACGGACCAGGACGGAGAGCUGGACUUCGAGGAGUUCGUGGGUUACCUGCAGGAGCGAGAGCGAAAGCUGCGGCUCAUGUUCCACAGCCUGGACCGCAACAACGAUGGCCACAUCGACGUGUCCGAGAUCCAGCAGACAUUCCACAGCCUCGGAGUCUACAUCUCUCUGCAGCAGGCAGAGAAAAUCCUUCAAAGCAUGGACAAAGACGGCACCAUGACCAUCGACUGGCAUGAGUGGAGAGACCACUUCAUCCUCAACCCACUGGAGAACAUGGAGGAGGUCGUCCACUACUGGAAGCACUCCAUGGUCCUGGACAUCGGCGAAUGCCUUACCGUCCCUGACGAAUUCUCCGAGAAGGAGAAGAAGACGGGGAUGUGGUGGAAGCAGCUGCUCGCGGGCGCCAUGGCUGGGGCCGUCUCCAGAACCGGAACCGCCCCGCUGGACCGGCUUAAAGUUUUCAUGCAGGUUCACGCCUCCAAGACCAACAACAUGAACGUGUUUGGGGGGCUGAAAGGCAUGAUCCAGGAGGGGGGCGUCCGCUCGCUCUGGCGCGGCAAUGGGAUCAAUGUGCUGAAGAUCGCUCCUGAGUCUGCCAUCAAGUUCAUGGCCUAUGAGCAGAUCAAGCGGGCGAUUCGUGGGCAGCAGGAGACGCUGCGGGUGCAAGAAAGAUUUGUGGCCGGCUCGCUGGCCGGUGCCACUGCGCAGACGAUCAUCUAUCCCAUGGAGGUGCUGAAGACCCGGCUGACCCUGCGGAAGACGGGUCAAUACUCGGGGAUGGCCGACUGUGCUAAGAAGAUCCUGCAGAAGGAGGGAAUCCGGGCCUUUUACAAGGGCUACCUGCCCAAUGUGCUAGGCAUCAUCCCCUACGCUGGCAUCGACCUGGCUAUCUACGAGACGCUGAAGAACAUGUGGCUUCAGAAGUACAGCAAGAACACAGCGGACCCCGGCAUCCUGGUGCUCCUGGCCUGCGGGACGAUGUCCAGCACCUGCGGGCAGAUAGCCAGCUACCCCCUGGCCUUGGUGAGGACCCGGAUGCAAGCCCAAGCCUCCAUCGAGGGCGCCCCGCAGCCCACCAUGCUGGGCCUCUUCAAGCACAUCCUGUCGCGGGAGGGGGUGCUGGGCCUGUACCGGGGCAUCGCCCCCAACUUCAUGAAAGUGAUCCCGGCCGUCAGCAUCAGCUACGUGGUCUACGAGAACAUGAAGCAGGUGCUGGGCGUGACGUCCAGAUGAACCCGCCGGCCUGGCGGGGCACGGAUGCCCCUGCCCCAUGGCUUGCCCCCUGCCCCCUCGCUGCACUUUGGAAGCUGACGGAGCAGGAUCUGGGCCGGUGGGGGCUCCGGAUCCAGGAGCGUUAAGAGGGACGCUGAGAGGUCUCAGCUACACCCCCCCACACACACACCCCUCCUCCGAUGCAGCGGGGCUGAGCCGGUCCAGAGGACCAAAUCCAGGAGCAACCCGGGGGCGUUGCCUCUGAGCGUGCCCGGAAAGGGGAACCCCUCGCCCCACCUCUGCCACUCAGAGCAUGGCUGCUGGGGGCACCCUUUGCCAGGAGGUGUGGGGGCUAGGAGCAGACCCGGGGCAUUGGGGGCGGUGGGGAGGGGAUUAAUACAAGGCUCACGUUUUGGCUAAUUUUAGUUUGAGACUUGACAAGCUUCCCCCCCCCCACUCCAGCCCCCAGCUCUGCUUAAGGGGGCAUCGCUCCUGGAAGCACAUGACACGUGCACAGCCCCGUUCCCUGCAUGCUACGGCCUGGGGCAUGGCAUGUUUCCUGCACUGGGGGCUUUGCUGCCCCCCUCCUGCCCCCCAAGCACUCGCUGAGACAGCACGGUCAGGAGAUCCCAGGGGAAACUCUUCCAAUCAGCACUGCCACUGGAUUCCAGGGGAGACUCCUCCAAUCAGCAUCCCCUGACUCACUACUGACACUGGAUCCCGCGGGAGAAUCCCUCCAAUCAGCACCAACACUGGAUCCCAAUGGAGAGUCCUCCACUAGCCACUCUCCCCCCCGCCCCCCCAAGAUACAGGACUCUAGGGGAAUCCUUCUAGAAGGACUCACCGACAUAGUGAUCCCACUGGGGGUCCCCUCCUGUAGAGAGGGUCACCCCCCAAGUAGCGUUACCAGAGCCCAGCUGGACCCCCCUGCAACUCCCCCCAGCCCAGGCACUGCACCGGAUCCCCCAAGGGGCUGCAGCCUAAAACACACGUGCGUGUGCAUGGACCUUGCAAAAGGGGGAGGCCACAUGUGACUUGCCUGGGGGGCUACCUUGAAAUCAGGGCUAGCUCCAGCUUUUCCUCCAUGGCCACCCAUUGUCUCUCUCUGCCCCUGCCAAGGCAGGGGAGACCUGGCACUGGUAGCCUCUUCCCCUACCUGGGGGAAGCCCGGCAGCCUCAGAGGUCUCCCCUCCACACACCAAGCAGAUCUCCCUCUGCGCACCAGGGGAGACCCACUGGCCUCCUGGGGCCAUGGGGCAGUGGUUGAGGCAGGGCGCCGCCCUGGCACAAUGGACAGGCUAAAAGCCGAGUGGUGUGGGCACGGCCCCACUGCGGGGCGGGACGUGGAGUGAGCCACACAACGUCCCCUGGCCAGGGUGGGGUGGGAUGCAGUGAGGGCUUGUGGCCCCAGUGUAGCCAAGCCCAGCCCGUGGGUUACCCCAGGGCAAUGUUGCCAGGGCAGAUGGGGGUGAAAUUCCACCCAAGCAAGGGGCAGUGCUGGGCAUGUGCAGACCAGCUGCUGUGACAUAUCCUAUCCAGCAGGGGGCAGCAUGGCAUGCGCACAGCUGCCCUCCUACACCCACCCCUCUCUCCACACAAGCACGCACACGAGCCGCUCUGACAUAUCCCAUCCAGCAGAGGGCAGCGUUCUUCAGCCCCAGUGGGUCCCCUGCCACUCGCAGCACGUAGGAGUGACAGGCCGGCCAGCAGGGGGCAGCGUUUAACACACACACGCUGCUCCCCCCCCCCCCGGCCCCAACCUUGGGCCGAGGUGCCAUUCUAACCUGCAGGGGGCAGCUUCACCCAGCUGCAUGCGCACUGCCCCCGCGUAUACAUACUUGAGCACAUGUGAAAUUCCAUCCACUAGGGGGCAGCACCCCCACCCCUCUCUUCAGCUCCCCUAGGGGGCGCCCCGGGGCACCCACCACGGAAAGCGUCGGCCUCUUUUGCACAGGGAGGGUUUUAACUCUGGCCCCUUACGGACUCUGCCUGGUUUUCUGUGGCCCAUGUGGAGGCCCCACCCCGCAGGUACCGAGGCAGGGGAUUGCACCCCCCGCCACCCCACGCCAGGAAGGGUGGAUCCCACAGACAGAAUAUUCUUGUGUUAUGAUUUUGCAUCGGGGUUUUCGGUAGAGCGCCCGCCUGCGGGCUCCCCGGCCGUUUCUUUGCAAUGGCUCUGCUGGGAUCCGCUUGGAUCCCUUUCACCAGGUUCCGAGCUGCAAUCUCUUCCCCGCCUCUGCGGCAGCAGCAGUCACCAUCUCGACCCUCUAGCAGCUCCCUCCUCCCCCCCCGUCCCCCCCAGACCUUGGACGCAGACAUUUUUCCGCAUCAGUCCUUGGCCGGCCUGCCCCUCUCCUGUCCUGCUGACGCCAGCUCAGAGCCAAGGCCCUGGGGGAGGGGGAGUUACAGAGCCCUUUAGUCCUGCGAGGGUGUCCUCGACUCCCUGGUGGAAGGGGGCCCCUAGAGAAGAUCAUAAGAGCGGCCAUACUGGGUCAGCCCUAUGGCCCAUCUACCCCGGUGUCCUGUCUUCUGACAGUGGCCAGUGCCAGGUGCUUCAGAGGGAACGAACACAACCGAGUGGUUAGCGAGUGAUCCAGCUCCAGGCCUCAGUGCUUAAUUUGCAAUGAAAGAGGUGCCCGCGGUCAAGCAAAAAUUUUGUUUUUACUUUCAUAACUGACGCAGCAAGCCCAGGGGGGCCGGGGCUCUGAACGGCCGAGCCCUGGCACAAAUUGAGCACUGUCAGUUGUCCAGUCUCUGCUUCUGGCAGCCAGGACUGAGCGGGGUGUGGGAUUGAUUUGUGUUUGGAGGGGGGGCAUCAGUGGGGUGAGCUCCCCCAGUAAAACCAGAGAAGAAGUCUGGGCGUAACACCCCUCCCUCUGCCCCCCGAGCUGAGUCAUUGGCUGGGACCAAACCUGGGACUGAUGCAGGCCCCUCUGCUAAUUAAGCCAAAGGACUGUUUUGCUCACUCGCAAUAGCUGACUCCUGAGCAGCCAUACAAAAUCUGACCACUAGAGAGCAACAGAGAGACUGUUCGCCUGGGGGCACCCCCAAGCAAUAUUUGCAGAGCCUGGGGGGGUGCAGCGACUGGGGGGGGCUGGGCGUCAGGAAGGAGUCCCCCUCCUUCCUCUGAGAGUGUGGGGCUGUUUAUGGGCAGGCUGUAGGGAGGGGCCUGCUUCCAGAACGUAAGAGCAAGUGCUGAGCAGCUGAGGACUGGGGAAGUUGUGACAUGGGUGGGGAAGGAGCCCAUUUGGGGUGGUGCGGGGGGAGCGAGACACUGCAAACUCCUGGCACUGUUUGAAGCUUAUUAUUAUUGCUUUAAUCUUAUUUAAUUCCCCCCUUGCCCGCUCGAGGUUCGCGUGAUGAGAGGCACAAAGGGUUAAGGAGAUAGUAGGGGGCAGAGGCAGGUUCUUGGAGGGGGCAGAAACAGCCCCUCCCAGUGUGGGGCAGAAGAAUAACAGCCCUCCCCCGGUGUGGGGCAAACAGGCUUCCCAAAGGGCAAUUGGUCCCUCUCCAGUAGGAGGCGCUGUGAGCACCUGGGGCGGGGCAGAGUUCGAGUUUUGCCAUCCUAGCAUUUCCCCUUGGAGCUGAGGACACCUGACCCCAUCCGGAGCCAGCAGCUUUGCUCCGUGGUGCCUUGCGGGGUGGCCAGUAACCGGUGGGAAGAGCACGACGCUCGCCCCAUCUCAGCGGGGCCUGGCGCUGCCCCGCGCCCGCCUGCCAAUGUGCUGGCUGCAGGGCUGGCUGGUAGGCCCGACUCUGCGCCCGGGGGGCUGCCACGUCAAAGGGAAAAAAGAGCUAAUAAAGUUUUUUAAACUUUC
Molecule: messenger RNA, 5472 nt
Organism: Caretta caretta (loggerhead turtle)
Lineage: Eukaryota; Metazoa; Chordata; Testudines; Cheloniidae
Gene: SLC25A23
Product: solute carrier family 25 member 23
Biological process (GO): transmembrane transport
Molecular function (GO): calcium ion binding
Source: RefSeq, a predicted model, not a curated record